AUGGGAACGUCUGUCAAAAGGUACAUCAAAAUGAAUAAUUCAACAUUUAAGCUACCCGAUGUCAAAAAGCUCGUUAUUGAAGGUGUCAAUGAAUGCGGCCCCGAAAAAUGGAAGAACUUCGUCAGUCACGUAGAAGAAAAAAGAUUCUGGGACAUCGACUUUGUCGUGGAGGAAGUUAUGGAAAAUUUAGGUGAUUGUGUGAUGACAAUAACUGGUGACACAUCUUAUUCAGAUUCAGAUUAUUAA
Messenger RNA from Macrosiphum euphorbiae (potato aphid), 246 nucleotides. The record is from the annotation of a GenBank genome assembly. NCBI's taxonomy places the organism in Eukaryota, Metazoa, Arthropoda, Insecta, Hemiptera, Aphididae.